AUGUUAUCCGGUGUAGAGGCUGAGAGUUUGCAGUCGUGGUUAAUAAUUCUCCUCCGGCUGAUAUCUGAGAAUGAACAGAGGGAGGCAGCGGGGCUCCUCCAUGUCCUGGUCCUCAAAAGGAAACAAGCUCCAGCCAUGCUGCUGAAGUCUCUGCUGCUGGUGCUGAGCUCUCAGUGCAUCUGGGCCAGAAAGUCUGAGCCAUCCCUCGGUGAGGGGGACGCCGGUUUGUUCAGGGGAUCGGACAAAUACGACUUUGCCAUCGAGGUUCCUGCUGCAGGGAUGGAGUGUUUCUGGCACUUCGCACACCAGAGCGGAAGCUUCUACCUGACCUACAUGGUACAGUGGGUCUCAGGGAUGGCCAGCAAUCACCGGCUCUUUGUGACAGUCAACUCACCACAGGGUUCACUCAUGGCUUCGAAGAACGAAGCCGUGGGUCAAAUGAACUUCCAGACUGAGGUGACAGGUUUUUACCGGAUGUGUCUUGGGAACCACAACAACCAGUUUGGACGAAUCAGGGUCUUUGUGAACUUCGGUGUCAUCUAUGAAGGAUUUGAGGAGUCAGAGAGAGAGAUGGAGGAGGGGGACAAAGUUCUCAACAGCACUUUGACUGGUAUUGAGGAGAGUGUGCAGAAGCUCCAGAAUCAGAUCUUCCACAUGUGGCGUCACUACAACUUUGCCCGUAUGAGGAAAGGGAAGGAUCACUACCUCCUCCUGUCCAACCUCAGCUACGUCAGCUGGUGGUCGGCGACCCAAAGCCUGGUCAUCCUCCUGACCGGAUACCUUCAGCUCCUCGUCCUCAAGAGACUCUUCCACACAGACCCCGGCAGGCCGAGAUGCUGAGAGCAGAUCACCUGCCACAUAUAUAGUGACAUAC
Messenger RNA from Toxotes jaculatrix (banded archerfish), 874 nucleotides. Its product is annotated as transmembrane emp24 domain-containing protein 6-like. The coding region runs from base 1 to 840 and encodes 279 amino acids. Gene Ontology annotation, biological process: endoplasmic reticulum to Golgi vesicle-mediated transport; Golgi organization; intracellular protein transport. The transcript has 4 exons. The record is from RefSeq and is a predicted model, not a curated record. NCBI's taxonomy places the organism in Eukaryota, Metazoa, Chordata, Actinopteri, Toxotidae. Gene Ontology annotation, cellular component: endoplasmic reticulum-Golgi intermediate compartment; endoplasmic reticulum; COPII-coated ER to Golgi transport vesicle.